UUUGUACGUGCGAAAUUUUCAUCUUAAGAUAUAAUGAGUGUCGAAAAUUCAUUUAAAAUUCAACAACAAGUUCGAGAAAACUCUGAGGAACUUCAAAAUUAUUUGAAAGAUUUAGAAAGUUGGGAAAAGGCAAUGAGAAAAAAAGAGGAAGAAUUGAAACUACUCAAGAUAACUGAAGAAGAUAACAUUCCUCCAGUAAGAAAUACUUUAGCAAGAUCUAAAAGGAAAAGCAAACACAAAAAAGAUAAAAAGAAAUCUGAUGAUUCUGCGAGAAUAAAAAGUUUUAACUACAAAGCAUGGGAAAAGUUUGAUGUGGAAACAGAGUUAAAAAAAUUAGAUGAAGAUGAAAAAGCAGAAAGUUCUUCUGGAGACAGUGAUUCUGAAGAAAUAUUGAAUCUACAACGAAAAAAGCAGCAAGCGAUUCUUAAAAAGGAUAAGGGAAAUGAAUAUUUUAAAAAUGGAAGUUACGAUUCAGCUAUAAACUGUUAUACAAUUGGUAUGGAGUUGGAUCCAGAAAAUGCAUUGCUGCCUGCUAAUCGUGCGAUGGCAUUUCUAAAAAAAGAACAAUUUGCUUCGGCCGAAGAUGAUUGUACUGUGUGUCUGUCUCUUGAUCCUACAUACAUCAAGGCUUAUUUGAGGAGAGCUACAGCUCGAAGAGCUUUAAAAAAAUUCUUAUUGGCAGAAGAAGACUAUUUAAAAAUUUUGGAAUUAGAACCGCAGAAUAAAUCAGCUCAAACAGAAUUGGAAAAAAUGAGACAGGAAAUGGAAAACUCUGAUGUAAAAGAAAGUUCCACAGAAAAAUUAAACCUUGAUAUAGAAAAUAUCAAAAUUAAAGAAAAUACUGAAAUCCAAACUCCAUCCAGUCGAUUAGAAAGUCUCUUAAAUGUUAUGGAUUCGAAACAAUCUGUUUCCCAUUCCUAUAUAGUUCCAGAAGAAAAAACUACUCAAUCUAGUCCUUGUCAACUACCUACCAGACAAAAAUCCUUGAAGGAUUCGCCAGAUGUUAAAGACCUAAGGGAAAUAGAAAGUAUUGUGAAGAAAUUAGAACAAACAUUGCCUCCUGUACCCAAUGCUGCCUAUCAAUUUUUAACCGAUUGGAGAAAACUGUCCAAAUAUCCAGAUUUAAAGUAUCAGUAUUUAAAACAAUUUCCUCCUGAAAGAUUGCCUAUUGUUUUCAAACAUGACAUGGAGGCAGAAAUAUUUCGUGGCAUUCUUCAAACAUUAGGAACUUCCUAUCUUGACAAUCAAGAUGAUGUAUUUGUUUACUUGAAAUACCUUACUCAAGUUGGCAGAUUUCAAACACUUGUUAUGUUCUUAUCGAGUCAAGACAAAAAAGAUUUGAAAAAAUUACUUGGUCUUAAGAACUCAUUACAUUCUUCAUCAGAAGUAGAAUCGCUUUUGAAGCAAUAUAAGUUGUGAUUAAAGGUGAAAAAUCUUUGUAAAAAAAUUUAUCAUGCAUUAUUUCUUUUCUUACUGAAUAAAAAUUCACUGUCUUGUUGUUUGUUCAAAUAA
Molecule: messenger RNA, 1512 nt
Organism: Parasteatoda tepidariorum (common house spider)
Lineage: Eukaryota; Metazoa; Arthropoda; Arachnida; Araneae; Theridiidae
Cellular component (GO): protein folding chaperone complex
Molecular function (GO): protein binding
Source: RefSeq, a predicted model, not a curated record